UGACUCAUUCCAGGAUCAGUUCAGCUGCGUCUCAGUGGGUUUUGUUCAGACUGCAGAAUCUUCAUCUUCAACUCUUUGGACUGUUUGAAGAAACUAUGAAGGUGUGUGUGUGAGCUGAUGUGGACGUGAAUUCAGCAGAAUGGAUCAGUAUGAGGACGGAGAGGAGGGAGUCCCUCCCUCUAAAACCUCUCUGUGUGGGGAACAUGAGAGUCGGGGCAAAGCUCAGAGGAAUCAACCUGGACCCAAUCCCGGACCUGGACCUGGACCUGAAUCCGGACCUGGACCCAGCUGUGUUUCCUUUCAGAGCGACCGGUCAAAUAGCAGGUUAAUUAACUUUAAAAGAGGCCGACGUUCCGCUGUAAAGAGGGUCCAUCAGGAAAGAGACUCUCUUGAACAUGAACCCAGCUGUGUAUCCUUGAAGAGCGACCGGUCAAAGCGAAGGUUUAUUGACACUAAAGGAGACCAACAGUCUUCUUCAGAGAGAGUGGACCAGCAGAGCUCAGAGCCUCCCAGCGGUCCGUCUGUCCAGCAGCAUCAGACACAGCUGGACUCCAUAUUUCUGCUGCUGGAGGACAACAUUGUCAUGUUUGUGAAGAACGAGCUGAAGAAGAUCCAGAGGGGUCUGAGUCCAGAUUACCCAGAAUCCCUAGAGCAUCUGUUGCUUGGUGAGAAUGAAGAGCAGAAGAGGAGCAACAGAGAGGCGUUUGUGAAGAUCACAGUGAACUUCCUCAGGAGAAUGAAGCAGGAGGAGCUGGCUGAGCGUCUGCAGAGCAUUUGUAACAAGCGACUGAAGUCGAAGCUGAAGAAGAAGUCCCAGUGUUUGUUUGAGGGGAUUGUUAAAGCAGGAAACCCCACCCUUCUGAAGCAGAUCUACACAGAGCUCUACAUCACAGAGGGAGGGACUGGAGACGUCAACCAUGAACAUGAAGUCAGACAGAUUGAAGCAGCAUCCAGGAAACCACACAGAAAAGAAACAACCAUCAGACAGGAAGACAUCUUUAAACUCCCACCUGGAAGAGGUGAACCAGUCAGAACAGUGAUGACGAAGGGAGUGGCUGGCAUCGGGAAAACAGUCCUAACACAGAAGUUCACUCUGGACUGGGCUGAAGGCAGAACCAACCAGGACAUCCAGUUACUUUUUCCAUUCACCUUCAGAGAGCUGAAUGUGCAGAGAGAGGAGAAGUUCAGCUUGGUGGAACUUGUUCAUCACUUCUUCACUGAAACCAGAGCAAUCUGCAGCUUUGAAGAGUUCCAGGUCGUGUUCAUCUUUGAUGGUCUGGAUGAGAGUCGACUUCCUCUGGACUUCCACAACAAUGAGGUCGUGACUGAUCUUACAGAAUCCACCACAGUGGAUGUGCUGCUGACAAACCUCAUCAGGGGGAACCUGCUUCCUUCUGCUCGUCUCUGGAUCACCACACGACCCGCAGCAGCCAAUCAGAUCCCUCCUGACUGUGUCUCCAUGGUGACAGAGAUCAGAGGGUUCACUAACCCACAGAAGGAAGAAUACUUCAGGAAGAGAUUCAGAGAUGAGAAGCAGACCAGCAGGAUCAUCUCCCACAUCAAGACAUCACGAAGCCUCCACAUCAUGUGCCACAUCCCAGUCUUCUGCUGGAUCACUGCUACGGUCCUGGAGAAAGUCCUGGAGAAAGUUCUGGAAACCAGAGAGGGAGGGGAGCUGCCCAAGACCCUGACUGAGAUGUACAUCCACUUCUUGGUGGUCCAGGCCAAAGUGAAGAGGGUCAAGUAUGACGGAGGAGCUGAGACGGAUCCACACUGGAGUCCAGAGAACAGGAAGAUGAUCAAGUCUCUGGGAAAACUGUCUUUUGAGCAGCUGCAGAAAGGAAACCUGAUAUUCUAUGAACCAGACCUGAGAGAGUGUGGCAUUGAUGUCAGAGAGGCUUCAGUGUACUCAGGAGUGUUCACACAGAUCUUUAGAGAGGAGAGGAGCCUGUACCAGGACAAGGUCUUCUGCUUCAUCCAUCUGAGUGUUCAGGAGUUUCUGGCGGCUCUUCAUGUCCAUCGGACCUUCAUCAAGUUUGGAGUCAACCUGCUGGUGGAACAGAGAAACACCCCCUGGUGGUUUAAAACAAGAGAAGAGACUGACCUCCAUCAGAGUGCUGUGGACAAGGCCUUACAGAGUCCAAACGGACACCUGGACUUGUUCCUCCGCUUCCUCCUGGGUCUUUCACUGGAGACCAAUCAGACUCUCCUACGAGGUCUGUUGGAACCAAGACAAAGACGUUCACAGAACAAUCAGGAAACAGUUGAAUACAUCAAGAAGAAGAUCAGUGAGGAUCUGUCUGCAGAGAAAAGCAUCAACCUGUUCCACUGUCUGAAUGAACUGAACGAUGGUUCUCUGGUGGAUCAAGUCCAACAGUACCUGAGGUCAGGACGUCUCUCCACAGAUAAACUGUCUCCUGCUCAGUGGUCGGCUCUGGUCUUCAUCUUACUGUCGUCAGAAGAUCUGGAGGUGUUUGACCUGAAGAAAUACUCAGCUUCAGAGAAGGUUCUACGGACGCUGCUGCCGGUGGUCAAAGCCUCCAAGAAAGUUGUGUUGAGUGGUUGUAACCUCUCAGAGGACAUCUGUGCAGAUCUGUCCUCAGUUCUCAGCUCUCCGUCCUCCAGUCUGACAGAACUGGACCUGAGUAACAACCCCCUGCAGGAUUCAGGACUGAAGGAGCUGUGUCCUGGACUGGAGAGUCCACACUGUCACCUGGAGUCUCUCAGGUUGAGUUGUUGUAACCUCUCAGAGGACAUCUGUGCAGAUCUGUCCUCAGUUCUCAGCUCUCAGUCCUCCAGUCUGACAGAACUGGACCUGAGUAACAACCCCCUGCAGGAUUCAGGACUGAAGGAGCUGUGUCCUGGACUGGAGAGUCCACACUGUCACCUGGAGUCUCUCAGGUUAAGUGUCUGUAACCUCUCAGAGGACAUCUGUGCAGAUCUGUCCUCAGUUCUCAGCUCUCAGUCCUCCAGUCUGACAGAACUGGACCUGAGUAACAACCACCUGCAGGAUUCAGGACUGAAGAAGCUGUGUCCUGGACUGGAGAAUCCACACUGUCACCUGGAGUCUCUCAGGCUUUCAGGCUGUCUGAUCUCAGAGGAAGGCUGUGCUUCUCUGGUCUCAGCUCUGAGCUCCAACCCCUCCCAUCUGAGAGAGCUGGACCUGAGCUACAACCAUCCAGGAGAGUCAGCAGUGAAGCUUUUGUCUGCUGGACUGAAGGAUCCCUGCUGGAGACUGGACACUCUCAGGUUGGAGCAUACUGGACAACGAUGGAUGACACCAGUUCUGUGGAAGUAUUCGUGUCAACUCACCAUCGACACAAACACAGUCAACAACAACAUCAAACUGUCUGACAACAACAGGAAGAUGACACGUGUGGAAGAAGAUCAGUCAUAUCCCGAUCAUCCAGACAGGUUUGAUUUCUGGUGUCAGCUGCUGUGUAGAGAAGUUCUGACGGGUCGCUGUUACUGGGAGGUCCAGUGGAGAGGAGAUUUUUCUGUAUCAGUGAGUUACAGAAGAAUCAGAAGGAAAGGAGACUCUAAAGACUGUAGGUUUGGAUGGAACGAUCAGUCCUGGAGUCUGUCCUGUUCUGAUGGUGGUCGGUACUCUGUCUCGCACAAUAACACAGUAACAUAUUCCUCCUCCUCUUCCUCAGUCUCUGAGAGAGUAGCAGUGUAUGUGGAUGUUCCUGCUGGAAAUCUGUCCUUCUACAGCGUCUCCUCUGACAGACUGAUCCACCUCCACACCUUCAACACCACAUUCACUGAACCUCUCUAUCCUGGGUUCAGGUUCUGGUCUGGUUCUUUAGUGUCUCUGUGCUGAGUUCAGUCUCAACAGUCUCCUCCUGUCAGAGAAAUUGUCUCUGUUGGACAGAUAGAUGUAUCAUUCUUAAAAUAUCACAAGGACUCAUUCGUAACACCCUUAACUACCAUCAUAAAUAAAUCCAUAAUCAAAGGGUCCUUCCCUAACCCAUGGAAGUUCUCUAUCAUCACACCAGUCUUUAAAUCAUGAAAUCCUGCAACAAUUAGUAAUUAUAGACCGAUAAGUAUACUUCCUGCAGUAUCCAAGGUCAUAGAAAAACUUGUAGCGGAGCAAAUUAUUGGACAUCUUAACAACAGUCCAUACACCCUUAACAGGAUGCAAUUUGGCUUUAGAAAACACCACUCUACUGAGACGGCUGUCUGUUUCUUCCUGGAAAACAUAAAAUCAAAGCUGGAUACAGGUGGUGUUAUUGGUACUGUUUUUAUUGAUCUUAGAAAAGCUUUUGACACCAUUAAUCACCAGAUACUGUUAACUAAACUGUCUUACUUUAACCUCUCCCUAAAUACAUUGAACUGGAUUAAAUCCUACAUCUCAUCAAGAACACGGUGUGUUAGGACAAAGAACAUGAAGUCAACGUCACGAAACAACAACCUUGGGGUACCACAAGGGUCGGUCCUAGGUCUGCUGCCUUUUAGUUUAUUUAUAAAUGAUCUGCCAAGCUGCUGUCCUUCUAAUAUCACCUGUCAAAUGUAUGCUGAUGAUACUGUUCUGUAUGCUGCAAGAGAACUGACAGAUGCUAUGUCAAAUGGCUUGAGAAAUUGCAAAUGCACUUAAAUGUAUCUAAGACUGUAUGCAUGUACUUCUCAAAAAGGGCAAACACUGAUAUUAAUUCCAACAUAUAUGUGCAAGGUAAAAAGAAAUGGGGUGGUGCAAAACAUUAAAUACCUAUGAAUCACUCUUGACCUUCAACUCCUUUUCGAACACCAGAUAAAAAAGACUGUGAACAGAAUCAAGUUUAACUUGUCCAACUUCAGGUUUAUUAGGAACAACCUAACUCCUGAGCAGUGGCAGCUUGUCAAUAGGGGGCGCUAGGGCGCCCAUUAAAAUUACAGGGGGAAAAAAAAAUGUAUAUAUAGACAGUGUAGCUGUCUUAAUAAGCCAGACAUGGGAAUUUGUUCUAUUUUUAUUUUAUUGGGUUUCUAAAAAUAAUCUAAUAUGUACCAUGUGUGUUUCUUUUGAGCAACAUUGUAUCUGUGUGUCUGUAUGUCCUUCAGUACUUCAGUACUGCUGUAGGGACAGGCAGAGCCAGGCCUCCUCCUAAUUGGUGCAGGGUAAAUUGAGUGCACCUGAUGAGCCUAGCUCAUUCUGAACUGAGCUUCAGUGGUGAUAGCAGCUCUUUCUGUGUUGAGCAAGAGUUGCCGUAAAAUAAAUAAAACAACUUAACUAUCCUAAAAACGUGGUAGAAGGCUUACACGGUACGUUGUUGUCUUUGUUUGUAUACAUUUAUUUAAUUUCAUCGUUUGUUUAAAAAUGUAAAAAUUUCCUUCAACGUGUUAAAAAUAUAUUUGUUUAUGUUUGCAGUUUUUCACGUUGUCUGUUGGAAAAUAAAACACCUUCAGAUGUCAGUGGAGCGUUGUCUAUAUCUACCAUUUUAAGAAGCUUUAGGAGCAGUUACAG
This is a messenger RNA of Cololabis saira (Pacific saury), 5440 nucleotides long. RefSeq names its product NACHT, LRR and PYD domains-containing protein 3-like. The transcript has 13 exons. Bases 140 to 3823 code for a protein of 1227 amino acids. The record is from RefSeq and is a predicted model, not a curated record. Gene Ontology annotation, molecular function: protein binding. NCBI's taxonomy places the organism in Eukaryota, Metazoa, Chordata, Actinopteri, Beloniformes, Belonidae.